Beta vulgaris subsp. vulgaris (sugar beet) is the source of this 651-nucleotide messenger RNA. RefSeq lists its product as uncharacterized. The coding region runs from base 1 to 651 and encodes 216 amino acids. Gene Ontology annotation, molecular function: protein dimerization activity. Lineage: Eukaryota; Viridiplantae; Streptophyta; Magnoliopsida; Caryophyllales; Amaranthaceae. The transcript has a single exon. The record is from RefSeq and is a predicted model, not a curated record.
AUGAAUGUUGAACCUGUUUUUCCAAUAAAGCGUCGUGUCAUUAGAAAAAGAUAUUUUGGAGAGAACAAUGAGGAUCAAGAAAGUCAAUCAUCGGAAGAAUCAUUUCGGGUCAACUAUUUUCUUAUUGUUGUUGAUAUGGCAAAAACGUCUUUGAAAAACAGAUUUGAGGAGUUGAAGACAUUUGAAAGUAUUUUUGGAUUUUUAUAUAAUUCACAAAAGUUAAAAUCACUUGAUGAAAAUGAGUUGAAAGAAUGUUGUCAAAAGUUUUACUCUACCUUUUCUCAUGGCAAUUUAUCGGAUGUUAUUCAAGAUGGUUUGUUCUCCGAAUUAAAAGUCUUACAAUUCACUUUGCCAAAUGAAUCAAUGUCUGCUAUUGAAAUUCUUAAAUAUGUCAAAUCAGCAGAUUGUUAUUCGAAUGUCGCAAUUGCUUACAGAGUUUUAUUAACAGUGCUUGUGACCGUAGCAUCGGCCGAAAGAAGCUUUUCAAAACUCAAGUUAAUAAAAACCUAUUUGAGAUCAUCAAUGGCGCAAGAAAGGUUGAACGGUUUGGCAACAUUAUCGAUUGAGAAGGAUAUGCUAGAAAACAUUGAUCUUGAUGUAACUAUAAAUGACUUUGUAUCUCAAAAUGCUCGAAGAAGCCGCUUUGUAUGA